Molecule: messenger RNA, 868 nt
Organism: Halteromyces radiatus
Lineage: Eukaryota; Fungi; Mucoromycota; Mucoromycetes; Mucorales; Cunninghamellaceae
Exons: 2
Coding region: 97-657 (186 amino acids)
Source: RefSeq, a predicted model, not a curated record
CAAUUUUAGUAUAAUAUAUCAAUUACUAGUCUUUAGUAGUUAUAUUUUUAUUCCAACUACUUUGUUACACGUCAAUGUACUACAUUCCAUCUUACGAUGUAUUUUUUGUUCUUUAUUUGUGAAUGCAUUCUUUAUUUUUAUUUUAUGGAUAUGGUUACGAAAUACACUGAUACGACAAAAACCUACAACUUCCACCCUCCCAACAUGAUGCCCUCUGUCUCCACAAACAAACCAAGGAUCAAUGACGAUGAUGCGAAGAAACUCAAUGAUUAUUUAGUAGUGGUGAUUGAUCCCCAUUCUCGCGAUGACAUUUUGGACUGUACUCGACAAGAAUAUGAACUCAACAUGGAAGAACAACGUGUGCUACAUCGUUUCAAAAAGGCCAAUAUAUUUGAUCUUUUGAACUUUUGCUUGGAUGGCACUUUGGAUAAUUUGUUGGAUCGCAUGGAUGAUAUUAAGGCUAAUACUGGCGAUAAUGAUGAUGAACAACAAGACAAACGACUCCUCCGUUACAUUCUGUCCGAUUAUCACGCGAAUUGCAGCAAGCCAUCUUACAUCGUACUUCCCAAUGAACGUACUCCUUUUGCUGAAUACGUCAUUCCUAUCUUCAAAUAUUUCAGUGCAUCAACAAAACUGUUAUCUUUUAUUUGGUAUUGAAUAGCUCAUGUUUUUAACAAAUGAUAGAUCUUAUCCAUUUUGACUGACAACGCUCGUAACAUGGACACGAUGAUGGUGGAACUGGAACAACACUUUCGACGAAAUUCGAUUAAUUUCAACGCCAACCAAAGACGUAUUCGAUGUGCUGCCCAUUCUAUCAACCUGGCUGUGCAAGCUGCCAUCACUUCUUUGACUCCUGUACCUCGACAAG